Molecule: messenger RNA, 3325 nt
Organism: Diorhabda sublineata
Lineage: Eukaryota; Metazoa; Arthropoda; Insecta; Coleoptera; Chrysomelidae
Product: nonsense-mediated mRNA decay factor SMG7-like
Exons: 12
Coding region: 152-2995 (947 amino acids)
Biological process (GO): nuclear-transcribed mRNA catabolic process, nonsense-mediated decay
Cellular component (GO): telomerase holoenzyme complex
Molecular function (GO): telomeric repeat DNA binding; protein binding; telomerase RNA binding
Source: RefSeq, a predicted model, not a curated record
GAAGAAUAAAAAAAUUGACAAAUAUCAAUUUUCCAGAAUUUUGAUAAAUAAAUAUGUGGUCUUUAGGAAAAUAUUUAACAACUUUGAUUCAAUAACCAUAUCGAUAUAAUGUGAUUUGUUUUGAGAAAGUUAAAAUUUCGUCGUAAAUUGUAUGAAAAAUAUGGGAUAUAAAGCAGCUGUUCAAGUUUUGAAGCAAGCAGAAGAUUUAAAAAUAAAAGUUUCGAAGAAAAACGAUUGGUUAAAUAACGCCGAAGCUUGGACAGACCAACAGAAACUACAAACAAUAUACCAUCAAGUACUUGUACUUGAUUUAGAAUACGCGUUGGAUAAAAAAGUGGAACAAGAUUUAUGGAAUAUAGGUUUCAAAAACCAUAUAUCCAGUUUACAAGAACAAGCAAGAGAUAAAAAAAAUAUACACCGUUCUGAUUGUCAAGCGCUUCUAACAUGGGCUUUAGAAUCUGCUUCUGGUUUUUACAUUACGUUAUUGCAAGAAUUGUGUAAUACAUUUGACGUUGAUUUACCUUUCCGUAAAAGGGGAAAUGUUUUUGGACAAACAACUCCUAAUUCUGACCUUUCGGGUUUACCUCAGACAUCAUCUUGCCUUUACGUUUGCCAAUACUGCUUAGUACACCUGGGUGACAUAGCUCGAUAUAGGAAUCAAAGAAAACAAGCCGAGAGUUUUUACAAGCAGGCUAUAUUAGUAUCACCAACUAGCGGUCACCCGUACAAUCAACUGGCUCUUUUAGAAGCCAGCCAAGGGAAUAAAUUAUCCACUGUGUUUUAUUAUAUCAGAGGAAUUGCUGUGAAACAUCCGUUUCCAGGUUCAGCGACUAAUUUAUCUUGUACUUUGAGCUCCGCUAUUGAUAAAGACAGUCCUUCGGAAAAAAUCCAAACGAAAAUGACGGUGAACGAGUUUAUUCAACUUUUCUUAUGCACUCACGGAUACUUUCACACAGGUACGGAACUAAAACAAGCCGAGCUUUCAGUGAAAAGCUUAAAUUCCGUAAUGACCGCCCUUGUGGCUACCCAAAGUUUCACCAGAGACAUGCUCAUUAAAAUGACUACAAUAAAUUUAUACGCUUUGAACCACAUCGGAUCGGAUUUGAAUAAAAUAGACGAAUUGACUUGUGACGAGAAAAAAAUUAGAGAAUUGGUUCUGGAAUUGAUAGCAGGAUCUUUGUGUGCUUUCCUCGUUCCAGUUCAUACCCUUAAAAUGGAUGAGGGGCUCAUGGAUUAUUACGCCCUUCCAGCAGUAAAACUCCUACUGUAUUCCAUUAACAACGAUCCGGACGUUUUGAAAGAGAAAGUAUUCACGAAUCGAUUGCAGAUAUGGCCGAGUCUAGUCAAAUUAUUAAAUAACGUCCAGCAAUAUCUCAAAGGAUUCAAUGCCAACAAAUAUUCGAAAGUGCCAUUGCCGGAAGAUAAGAUGCUCGAGGGGUUCCUACCCCUGUGUAAAAAUUUCAAGGAUUUCGAUUUUAAAGAAGACAUGGACGAUGCGAAGAUGGAAAGAUGCGUUAGAAUGAAACGGAUAAUUAAAAUGAGCUUGUGGUUGACCGAUUUGGAUUUGAACGGGAACAAAUUGAUUUUGAAAAACGAAGUUGACGGAGAAACGGUGUUCGAACCGGUGUGCAUACAACCGGAUCCGACAAACGAUUUGUUGGAGGAAAUGAAGUCGUUCGGCGUGGCGGACGGUUAUUAUGAAAAUACAGCCGGAAAAAGUUUGGAAAAAAAAGCUGGUAUCCUCAAACCGCAGGGUUCUUUGGAAAAAUCGCGAGAAGAAAGGGAAAUGUUGAGUAACGCCACAGCGGAAACGCCCCCCGGAAACUUCAACCCCAUAACUCUCAAAGCGGACGCCGCCAAAAACAAAAGGGGCAAACAAAACGUCGCCUUGCAAUCGAUUUUCAAAAAAAUGGAAGAGAGUAGCAAACAGGUUAAGUUCAUCGUGGACGAUACCGAUACGGACAAAACCGUGAAAUUCGACCAGAUACAAUCGAAACCGCCGCCUCCGCCGCCCGCUUCCACCCAAAAUCAACCGUUCAAUCUGCCGAUUAGGACGCAAAACUUCAACCAAACCAUCCAGUCGUUUCCGAUGCCGCCCCCGGCUGCCCAACCGGAUUAUUUGACGGCUCUGAGAAACAUGCCCAACAUGCAGAUGAACGACAACAAUUACCAAUACCAGAAAAAGGAACCCGGUAUACCACCCAACAUGGGGGUACAGAUAAUGCCGCCGCCGUAUCAAAAUAGUUUCCAAAAUAAUAAAACCGUCGUACCGCCGCCUCCAUUGAACCAAAAACCGCUCGGUUACCAACAACAACAACAGAAUUCUUUCCCAACGGCGCCUUUCCAGAACGUCUCUUUCCCCCCAUCGCAUCCUUUUAAUACUUGGAAAAGGGAAGACGUACCCCCCAUGCCCAACCCCAAUUGGUGGCAGAACAAUCAACAGUCGCAGCAGAAUAAUUAUCGGACGGAUUACCAGUUGAAUUACCCGCCUUCGUUUUCUAAUAACGCAUCGACCAAUUACAUACAAGGUAUGAAUAAUAAAUCGAACAACCAAUCCAACGGCGGAGAUGUCUUCGGAUCGCCGUGGAACAGUUACUUGGGCAACUUCAUGAGCGACGGUAACAAUUUGACGUUUGAAAAUUCGUCCUGUCAAGGUAUGUCGGUGAGACAAGCCAUGCUGAAGGAGGCCACCAUGCCCGGCGCACCCGUCGGACCCCCGGGGGGAGUCGGAGUCGCCAGAUUACCCAACGUCAAUCAGCCGCCCCCGCCGACGCAGAAGGAACCGCCGUUCGUCCAAAAUCAGAACGCUACUCCGGGGUAUUCUUUGUUUAAUAACAGCUGGACGCCCAAUUUGCCCGGUCAGUUGAGGACCAAGUCGGCGGAUAAUAAUAGUUUGAGUCGAUUGCCUCAGCAGUCGCUGUUCAGCGGGCAAGGUCCGAAAUCGUUGGCUCAAUUAUUAGAGCAACAGAGCCAGUUGUCGAAGAACGACUUGUAGAUAACGGAAAUUCGAUUGUAUCGGGAGAUGUUCGACGGGAACGGAUCGAGACAAUACUUUGAAACCGAGAGCAAUAAAAACGGAGAGACCGGACCGAUCGGGUCACUCAUUUUCCGUAUAAUUAAUGGGAAAUUGUCGGAUUACUACAAAGGAAAACCUUCCGAAAUAUUAAAAUGUAAUUGAACUUUUCUUAUUGUCGCAAAAAUUGUGGUUAUUACGUUUUGAAUUGUCGAGUAAGUUUUAUUAAAAACUAUCCGUGUAUUGAUUUUUUUUCUAUAAUAGUUUUCGAUCGAAACGAUCUAAAAGUUUGAAUAUAUUAUCCUUUAUGCA